ACUUAUAAUAUCCUUCCGAGUUCUCGUUCCACCGCAGAUUCCAUUCGCUUUGUCAACCGAUCUCUCCAAAGCCCUAGAAAAUGGCAACUCAGAUCAGCAAGAAGAGGAAGUUCGUCGCUGACGGAGUUUUCUUCGCCGAGCUCAACGAGAUUCUGACCAGAGAGCUGGCCGAAGAUGGGUACUCCGGUGUUGAGGUCAGAGUUACUCCAAUGCGUACCGAGAUCAUCAUCAGAGCCACCCGUACCCAAAACGUUCUGGGUGAGAAGGGAAGGAGAAUCAGGGAACUCACAUCCCUUGUUCAGAAGAGAUUCAGAUUCCCUCAGGACAGUGUUGAGCUUUAUGCUGAGAAAGUUAACAACAGAGGUCUCUGUGCCAUCGCUCAGGCUGAGUCUCUCCGCUACAAGCUCUUGGGCGGUCUUGCUGUUCGUAGGGCUUGCUAUGGUGUCUUGAGAUUUGUCAUGGAGAGCGGUGCCAAGGGUUGCGAGGUGAUUGUCAGCGGAAAGCUUAGAGCUCAACGUGCCAAAUCAAUGAAGUUCAAAGACGGAUACAUGAUCUCCUCUGGUCAGCCAUGCAAAGACUACAUUGACUCAGCCGUCAGACAUGUCCUUUUGAGACAGGGUGUUCUCGGUAUCAAGGUCAAGAUUAUGUUGGAUUGGGAUCCGAAGGGGAAGCAUGGUCCGAAGACCCCACUUCCCGACCAGGUCACCAUCCACGCACCCAAGGACGAGGAAGGACCGGCUAACAUUCCGGUGCAGCAGGUUGUUCACCAACCCAUUGCAGUCCCCGUACCAGAGACCGAGAUUCCGGUCGUGGCUUAAGAUGUGGAAUCUCUUCUCUUGCAGUGAUUCUUUUUUGUCCACUCUUAAUGGUUUAGUUUUUUUUUUAUUGUGGUAUUUCACUUCGGAUGGGAUUUUGUGAUAAGCAGGCGACAACAUGUUUUUUUUUUUUGUUACUUUUGAUGUUUGCCCGAUUUCUGUUGUCACUUAGACCCGCUUCUCUCUA
This is a messenger RNA of Tarenaya hassleriana, 1002 nucleotides long. RefSeq names its product 40S ribosomal protein S3-1-like. The transcript is spliced from 6 exons. Bases 81 to 818 code for a protein of 245 amino acids. Lineage: Eukaryota; Viridiplantae; Streptophyta; Magnoliopsida; Brassicales; Cleomaceae. Gene Ontology annotation, biological process: translation. Gene Ontology annotation, cellular component: nucleus; cytosolic small ribosomal subunit. Gene Ontology annotation, molecular function: structural constituent of ribosome; RNA binding. The record is from RefSeq and is a predicted model, not a curated record.